Molecule: messenger RNA, 1410 nt
Organism: Scheffersomyces stipitis CBS 6054
Lineage: Eukaryota; Fungi; Ascomycota; Pichiomycetes; Serinales; Debaryomycetaceae
Gene: AZF1
Exons: 2
Coding region: 1-1266 (421 amino acids)
Source: RefSeq, a predicted model, not a curated record
AUGAGGAAUCAGCUACCAGCACAGCAACAAUCUAACUACUAUACAAACUCACAACCAGCACAAUUGCCAUAUCAACAACAACAGCAGCAGCAACAACAACAACAACAACAGCAGCAGCAACAACAACAGCAACAGCAGCAACAGCGACAGCAAACGUCAAAGCCCCGUAGAAAUUCUAACAACCGUGAUGCCAUCUCGGAUCAAUCGUUGAAGUCUCCCAUCGAAAGCAGCAGUAACGAAGGUAACUUGGUACCAGCACAGCAGUAUGUAAAAUCUGAAGAUGGAAGACCUUUAUUGGGCGCAACCAAGAUUGACCAGUUGAUGUUGGUUAUUCAAGCCAGAGACAAAGGUAUCACAAGUCCUAUUCAACAAGCUCCCGACGGAAGCAUUUUGGCUGCUCCUGACUAUUCCCUUUCCAGAGACAAGAGCGAAUUGGAUAAUGGUGUUUUGCCACGUCCAAUCAGCCUUGUUGGUGGGGUGGACAAGCCUAGCAAGGCCAAGAUAAAAGAGGACGAGGGUAGCGACGAUGAAGAAUCCAAAGGAAAGAGAAGAAAGCACAAAAACCAGCAGUGUCCUUAUUGUUUCAAGUACUUUACUCAGUCGACCCAUCUAGAAGUUCACAUUAGAUCUCAUAUUGGCUACAAGCCAUUCGAGUGCAACUACUGCCACAAGAAGUUUACGCAAGGUGGCAAUUUGAGAACACAUUUGAGGCUUCAUACUGGUGAAAAGCCGUUCACAUGCGACAUCUGUAAUCGACAAUUCAACAGGAAGGGAAACUUGGGUGCUCACAAAUUGACGCACGAGAACUUGAAACCAUACGAAUGCAAGUUGGAUGGUUGCGAUAAGUCUUUCACUCAAUUAGGUAAUUUGAAGUCGCAUCAAAACAGAUUCCAUCUCAGCACUUUGAACCAUUUAACACAAAAGUUGGCUGAGUUAAGCGGUCUGUCGAUCGAGAACUUGCCUCCAGACGAGAAGGACUUGCUUAUGUAUUUCAAAGACUUGUACAAGAACUCAAAUAAGGGUAUUCGUGGCAGAGGUAAGGCUAAAUUAUCCAAAGAUGAUACUGGAGGUGCAACUAGCAGUUCUCCAGAUAAUAGCCAGUUUAAUUUGCAAUCCCAGUCACCCCAGCUGCAGCUGCAGAAUCUUCAAGCGCUUCCUCGACAACAGGACCAACAGCAAGGUUCACCGGAGUAUUCGCAAUCGCAACAUUCCCUCGAUUUUAUGAAUCCCCAUUUGGCUGGGUCUAUUAACGGUUACCAAGGGUAAUGUUUACGAUGUACUAGUUUUUAUUAUGCGAGAGCCCCUCGCGUUUAUUUCAUUUCAUGUUCAUGACUUAUGCCAUUUAUUUCUUUAUUGUUCUUUCUUUAUAUUUUCAUUAUUAAGGUUAUUAUAUGUAUUAUCAGAGGUAAA